Molecule: messenger RNA, 1478 nt
Organism: Culex quinquefasciatus (southern house mosquito)
Lineage: Eukaryota; Metazoa; Arthropoda; Insecta; Diptera; Culicidae
Exons: 2
Coding region: 8-409 (133 amino acids)
Source: RefSeq, a predicted model, not a curated record
UGUGAGGAUGGACCAGUUUGGAGAAGAUUGGUCGGUGGAAUUUUUGGAUCCGGACCCGGCUCCGGGUGUGGAUUCCGCUGAAUGGUCUGUUGAGCAUUUAGAUAAUCCUCAAUCCUUCCCGGCCGAACCGUUAGAAGAAGAGACGCCGGAUUGGUUUGAAAGUUUUAUCACAAAACACGAGCUACAGGAUGAAGAUAUGCCGGAUGCGAACUGCGGAAGUCUACUGCUAGACCGACACGAGCCACUGGACGAAGAAAUGCCGGAAGCUACGAGUAACGAUUCCGGUGUUCUGAACAUCGGAAGAUUCUUAGGCAAUUCGAACAACGAGACGCCGUCCCUUUCAGCUGAUUUUGAUAUUUCAUCCGUCGGCAUUGAUGGUGUACCCGUGUACCCCAACUUGACCAGGUGAAUGGGUUAGGCAAUGCAGUGUCCACCGGAAUCGCCUCGCCAACCUUGAGCACGCAAGAGACCGCGAGAAUCUUGACUCCGUCGUGGUUCUCAAAUCCGGCCUUCGUGAAUGACGCGGUGUCCAGCGAUGGCAGUUGCGCGACCCGGUCGACUUCGAGGACGCAAGUUGUUGUUGUUUAUUUUAUUAACGUGACUUUAACCUAGAGAGGUCAUUCGUCACUUCGAGGACGCAAGAGACCGCGAGAAUCUUUACUCCGUCGUGGUCCUCAAAUCCGGCCUUCGUGAAUGACGCGGUAUCCAGCGAUGGCAAUUGCGUGGCCCGGCCGACUUCGAGCACGCAAGAGACCGUGAUAAUCUUAACUCCGUCGUGGUCCUCAAAUCCGGCCGUCAUGAAUGACGCUGUGUCCAGCGAUGGCGAUUGUGCUUACCACGAUUUCAGCAACUCGGUAUUGACAACCCGGCCGACCUCGAGAAUGUUGACUCCGUCGUGGCCCUCAAAUCCGUCCCUCAUGGAUGAACCGGUGUCCGAAUCGCCGAUGUUGGUCUCCAGGAAAGCUGGAUGGCAGAAACUGGCCACUGGUAAGGUUGCUGGUGCAUCUUUCCAUCAACCUCUGCAGCCUACACGAAUGUUUCCUCGGCAAGAUUUACCUAGUGCAUGGCCGCAAUCGGACGCGGACGUGGACCGUCUGCGUGAGUUAAGAAUUUGAACUUCUUGCAUUCUUCUCAAAUGUUGGUAAACAAAUGUAAAUGUUAGUAAACAAAUCUCCCUCCUCUCACUACAACAAGAGUGACCGCGUUCACUCACACACUAACCAAUUCUCAUAUACAGUGAUGCUUAAUGCUAGUAUUGGCCACCAGAUCGAGCUACUAGCUAACCUUUUUCCAUUUUUUUUUGUGAUUGAUGGAUUUUCGUUAAAUUUGUUCAAUGAUUUACGUCUGUUUGUCUGUGCUAAAAGUAUGUCUGUAUUUGACGGUUGCUAGACUAGUAGUUAGGGGAAAUCUACCCAUGUUAAUCCUAAUAAGCGGUCGUGUUUGAAUGAUGCUGGAUAAUCUAGAGUCUCCCUUGAAUU